AUGGAAAAUACGAAAUAUUUAUUUUUGUUAAUGCAAUUAUAUGCUUGUGAUGUGGAAUCUUUCAAAAUAAUAAAUGUUGAAUACAUAUCAAGAGUUGUAUUCGUGCCCUGUCAAAUUUCGAAUAUGGACGCAGUAGCAAGUACAGAUUUUUUCAAGCCACAUUGGCUGUGCUGGAAAAUUUUGGGUAUAGCACGACAAAAGGUCAAAAAUAAAUCAGCUUAUUUACUUUACGGCAUCAUACUGAAUAUUGUGGUUACUCUUUAUUAUCCUAUACAUUUGUUAAUGUCAUUAUUUCAAAAUCAAACGGCAACGGAUAAUUUAAAAAAUUUUGCAAUUAGCGUUACGUGUACCGCAUGUACCUUAAAGUUUCUCAUCUACGCCAUCAAAUUGGAUAAGGUACGUGAAAUGGAAAUGCUACUAGAGAAGUUGGAUGCCAGAGUUCAAAGUGCAGAUGAAAAGCAGGAGUUUGGAAAAUUGCGUACAGAUAUGAGAAAUAUUGCUUACAGUUUUGUUAUAAUUUAUUUUCCAGUCAUUGUGACUGGUAGCUUGUCAGUGAUUUUAAAAGAGGAACGUAAUCUAUUAUAUCCUGCUUGGUUUCCAUUUAAUUGGCGUGAAUCCAUAUUAAAAUAUUUAUUGGCCAGUUUGUAUCAAAUGGUGGGUAUAAGUUUCCAGCUACUACAGAAUUAUGUCGAUGAUUGUUUUCCAUCGAUGGCACUUUGUUUAUUAUCUGGACAUAUUAAAAUUUUGGGCAUGAGAGUGUCAAAGAUUGGUUACAGUGUGACAAAAAUCGCCGAUAAUGAGCUAGAAUUAGACAAGUGUAUAAAAGAUCAAAAUAAUCUAUACAAACUUUUUGAUUUAAUUCAGGAUAUCACUUCACUACCUAUGUUUAUACAAUUUACGGUUAGUGCAUUGUGUCUUUGCGUUGCUAUGGCUGCACUCAUAUUUUAUGUAGAUGACCCAAUUGAUCGUCCGUACUAUGUGGUCUACCUUUUAGCUGUGCCAAUGCAAAUAUUUCCUACCUGUUACUAUGGCAGCGAUUUCCAAUACCUCUUCGGUCAACUACAUUAUGCGGUGUUUCGCAGUAAUUGGAUGGAUCAGAGUCAAAUGUACAAAAAGCAUAUGAUUCUAUUCACUGAACGUUCAAUGAAACCCACUACUGCAGUUGCUGGCGGUAUGUUGCGCAUACAUUUGGACACAUUCUUCUCAACUUGCAAAGGUGCAUAUUCAUUGUUUGCUGUCAUCAUUAGAUUGAAUAGUAAUUAA
Messenger RNA from Teleopsis dalmanni, 1263 nucleotides. RefSeq names its product odorant receptor 59a-like. The record is from RefSeq and is a predicted model, not a curated record. Bases 1 to 1263 code for a protein of 420 amino acids. Gene Ontology annotation, molecular function: odorant binding; olfactory receptor activity. Lineage: Eukaryota; Metazoa; Arthropoda; Insecta; Diptera; Diopsidae. Gene Ontology annotation, biological process: sensory perception of smell; detection of chemical stimulus involved in sensory perception of smell. The transcript is spliced from 5 exons. Gene Ontology annotation, cellular component: plasma membrane.